CAACGUCCCUGAGCCGCCUCUGUCUGGCUCAUCACAGGAGGAGACCCAGUAUGCCUCAGUGAAUCUGCAGGGACUCAGUGCUGCCACCCAUGAGAUUCAGCACUGUCAACAAGAAGUCCAGACCAUGAGAGACCGACGGCCUGACCGAAACACCGACUGAUUACUAAUGAGGUUGAUGCAGACAUGUCAUUCUCAAAAGGCCCUGUGAUUCUCACUGCAGCCUUCUGCCUUUUAUCAGGUGUCUUUGGUCAGCACGACUGGGGUGUGAUGUAUCCCUCUACCAGCAUCUGUGGUUUAAAGGGGUCAUUUGUGGACAUCCCCUGCACUUACUCAUAUCCAAGUGUUCGUCAAAUAAGAAAAACAUUCUGGCACAUCAAUUGGUUUCCUGAUACACCAACAGACUUGAGUCUGGAUUCCAGAUAUCAGGGGCGUGUGGAAUAUCUUGGUGAUAAAGUGAACGAUUGCACUCUACGAAUCAAGAAUCUGACAGACAGUGACACUGAGGAAAAAUACAGAUUCAGGUUUAUAACCAAUGACCCAGUAGGGAAAUACUCUGGAUCUGAGGUCUCUCUGUCACUUACAGACCUUCAUAUAACAGUGAGUCCAGAAUCAGUGAAAGAGGGAGAGAAGGUGACACUGACCUGCAGCAGCACCUGCAGUCUGAGUAACAACCCCACCUACAUCUGGUACAGGAACUCACAGCCUCAUAAACACACAGCAGAUAACAGGCUGGCAAAAGACUCCGUCAGCGCUGAAGAUGCAGGCAGAUACUCCUGUGCUGUUCAGGGACAUGCGAUUCACAGUUCACCUGAGAUGAGUCUCAGUGUCAGAUAUGCUCCAAAAAACACCUCAGUAUCAGUCAGUCCCUCUGGUGAAAUAAAAGAGGGCAGUACAGUGACUCUGACCUGCAGCAGUGAUGCCAACCCACCAGUGCACACCUACACCUGGUACAAGAUGCUCGAAGGUCUUUCUUCACAAGUUGGAUCAAAUCAGAAUUACAGCCUUGUCAACAUCAGCUCUGAGCAGAGUGGACUCUACUACUGUGUGGCUGUGAAUGUGAUUGGGAAACACAAUUCUUCAGCAGUACAGAUAAAUGUAACAUAUCCUGGCUUGCCCAGAGGAGUCCUGUUUAGUGCUUUGGGGGGCAUCUCGGCCGUAGCUCUCCUGCUGGUGGUGGUAAUGUGCUGGAGGAGACAGAAGACUCAAUCAACAACAACCUCAAGGAGCACACACAGCAGCACACAGGGACACUCUGAUCCUGUUUGCAACGUCUCCACAAUCCACAUGGUCUCUGGCUGUGGACAGAGAGUUCCUGCAGAUCACAAAGAUGAUGAUGAAGAUGAUGUCCAGUACGCCAGCGUCCAGUUUAAGCCCAAUAAACAGCGGGAGAUGCCCAGCCAGGAGGAGAAAGUUGAGUACGCCAGCGUCCAGUUUAAGUCCAACCAACAGCAGAAGGUGCCCAGCCAGGACGAGGACGUCCAGUACGCCAGUGUUCAGUUCAGGAAGUCCAAACCAGAGUCCAACAUCCCUCAGCCGCUUCUGUCUGGCACAUCACAGGAGGAGACCCAGUACGCCUCAGUGAGUCUGCAGGGACUCAGUGCUGCCCCCCAGUGAGUAUUUACUCUCAUUACAGACAAUUGAACAUUAGUGA
Messenger RNA from Alosa sapidissima (American shad), 1651 nucleotides. Its product is annotated as B-cell receptor CD22-like. The record is from RefSeq and is a predicted model, not a curated record. NCBI's taxonomy places the organism in Eukaryota, Metazoa, Chordata, Actinopteri, Clupeiformes, Clupeidae. Gene Ontology annotation, biological process: cell-cell adhesion. The transcript is spliced from 9 exons. Gene Ontology annotation, cellular component: membrane. The coding region runs from base 184 to 1614 and encodes 476 amino acids.